Molecule: messenger RNA, 3174 nt
Organism: Vicia faba (fava bean)
Lineage: Eukaryota; Viridiplantae; Streptophyta; Magnoliopsida; Fabales; Fabaceae
Source: the annotation of a GenBank genome assembly
AUGCAACCAAGGGCAAGUACUGGAUCUGGUUACCGUUUUAGUGGAUCUAGUACGCCUAGCAAUUCAAGUGGAGGAUCUGAUGCAGAUGAUAAUGAGUCACAAGGCGAGGUUUUCAUAUGGGGAGAGGUUUUUGCAGACGGGGUUCCUUCCAAGACAGAUGUGUUGACCCCUAAGCUGUUAGAGUCACAUGUUAUUCUUGAUGUUCGUAACAUUGCAUCCGGUGCGAGUCACCUUGCUAUAUUAAACAAGAAAGGAGAGGUUUUUACUUGGGGAGAGGAGUCUGGGGGUAGACUUGGUCAUGGAAUUGGUAAAGGUUUUGGUAAGCCUCAUCUAGUUGAGAAUCUUGAAGAUGUUACUUUGGAUAUUGUUGCAUGCGGAGAGUUUCAUACAUGUGCUGUGUCUAAAUCUGAUGAUUUUUUCACAUGGGGUGAUGGUACACAUAAUGCUGGACUUCUUGGGCAUGGUAAUGAGGCUAGCCACUGGAUACCAAAGAGUGUCGAUGGCUUUUUGGAUGGACUUCAAGUUGUAUCUGUUGCAUGUGGCACAUGGCAUUCAGCAUUGGCAACCUCAAAUGGAAAACUAUUUACCUUUGGUGAUGGAACAUUUGGUGUUUUAGGCCAUGGUGAUCAAGAGAGUGUAUCGUAUCCAAAGGAAGUACAAUUAUUAGGUGGACUGAGGACUAUUAAGGUUGCUUGUGGUGUAUGGCAUACUGCAGCUAUUGUUGAGGUUGUUUUUCAAUCUGGUUCAAAUGUUUCAUCAUGGAAACUCUUCACAUGGGGUGAUGGCGACAAACAUUGUUUAGGCCAUGGAAACAAGGAAACCUAUCUCCAACCGAAACGUGUUUCACCCCUUAUUGAAUAUAAUUUCCAGCAGAUAGCAUGUGGACACACCAUGACUGUUGCUCUCACUACAUCUGGCCAUGUAUUUACAAUGGGAAGCACUGAAAAUGGUCAAUUAGGAAAUCCAAAUUCUGCUGGGAAAGUACCUACGUUAGUCCAAGAUAAGUUACUUGGUGAAUUUGUUGAGGAAAUAUCAUGUGGAGCGCAUCAUGUUGCUGUUUUGACAUCAAGAAGGGAAGUAUAUACAUGGGGAAAAGGUUCUAAUGGAAGACUAGGGCACGGUGACACAGAUGAGAGAAAAUCUCCUACAUUUGUGGUAGCCUUAAAAGACAGGCAUUUAAAAAAUAUCUCAUGUGGUUCAAACUUUACAUCUUGUAUAUGUAUCCGUAAAUCGCUCACUGGAACUGACCAAUCUGUUUGCUUUGGAUGUAAACUAGCAUUUGGUUUAACAAGAAAAAGACACAAUUGUUAUAAUUGUGGAUUGGUUUUCUGUCAUACUUGUAGUUCUAAAAAGUCAUUCAAAGCUGCAUUAGCUCCAACGUUCGAAAAACCUCAUCGUGUGUGUGAUAUUUGUUAUACUAAGCUUAAAGUUGUUGACACCAAUGAUCCUUCAAAGUUAAAUGGAAAAACUACUCCUUCUCACUGUUCCACAAAUGGUAGGGAAAGAUUAGACCAAGGUAUUUUAAGGUCUACAAGAACUCUCUUUUCUUCUUUUACUGAACCAAUGAAGUACCUUGAAAUAAGGAAUAAUAAGCCUGGAACUGAAUACGGUUCUACUUCUUUCGUAAGAGCUUCUUUAGUUCCAUCUCUUUUGCAAUUGAAAGAUAUUGCUUUUCCAAGUACACUGAGUUCUAUUCAAAGUGUUUUGAAGCCUUCUACUUCUCCUAGUUCAUCACAAAAUUCUACAUCCCCAUACACAUGUAGAUCAAGUCCUCCUCCACCAUAUGUCGGUCAAAGAUUUUCCGGUGGUCUUAUCAAUAGUUUGAGCAAGACAAAUGAUGUUCUUAACCAACGGGUCUCAAAUUUGCAGAGCCAAAUUCGAGAUUUGGAGGAGAGAAGUGACAUGAAAGAUGUGGAAAUUCAGAAGCUUCAGAGAAAGACUACAGAAGUUAUUGCCUGGGUUGCAGUGGAGUCUUCUUGUCAUAGAGAAGCAAAAGAAUUUAUUGAAUCUACUAAACAUCAGUUGAAGGAAAUGACUGAGAAGCUACCAGCUGAAAUUCCAGAAAGUAAUAUCUUAAGUACUAUGCGAACUCGAGCUGAAGAUUUCCUGAAAGAAUCUUUUGAAUCUGAAUCAUCAGAGUUGGAGUCCAAGCAACGAAAUGCACAUGACAUAUCUGCUGCAGAUAAUGAUGACUCUUCUAAACUAGAAAAUAUCAGACUAGUAGAAAAUGCCGACAUUGUAGAAGUUGACUCUUGUCUAGAUGAAUCAAAGUUAGAGUGUCUGCAACAAAAUGCACUUGAUAUAUCUACCACACAUAGUGGCAAUUUUGAACUACAAGAUCAUAGACUAGAAGAAAAUGCCGACAUUGUAGAAGUUGACUCUUGUCUAGAUGAAUCAAAGUUAGAGUGUUUGCAACCAAAUGCACAUGGCAUAUCUGCUGCAGAUAACGACUCUUCUAAACUAGAAAAUAUCAGACUAGUAGAAAAUGCCGACAUUGUAGAAGUUGAUUCUUGUCUAGAUGAAUCAAAGUUAGAGUGUUUGCAACAAAGUACACUUGAUAUAUCUACCACACAUAGUGGUAAUUUUGAACUACAAGAUGAUAGACUAGAAGAAAAUGCUGACGUAAAAGUUGACAAUUGUCAAGGUGAGGGAAAUUUCUAUAAUGAAAUCAAUAAACCAACAUUGGAGUCAGAGCAACAUAAUUCACCUGAUAUAACUACCUCAGAUAGUGACACUUCUAAACUGCAAGAACACAUUUAUGAAAAAAUCGACAAGACUGCAAGACGUGAUCAAUUUGAGACUGGAAUAAAUGUUCGUCAUGAAAGUAAUGGAUCGUCUAUAUCUAGUGUUGGAGAUGUGAUGUCACCCGAAAGUUCAGAAAAUGGUUCAAUAUCAGGGGACAGUUCAAGAGAUGGGUGUCUACAAGAAACACAAGUCUUUGAAAAAUUUGAGUCUGGUGUUUACGUGUUACUCAAGCUACGGGCUGACGGAAUCAAAAUUUUUAAAAGAGUUAAAUUCAGUAAGCGAAAGUUCACUGAAAGUCAAGCAGAAGAAUGGUGGAGCCAAAACAAAUGUAGAGUUCUUAGGAAAUACUGUCCACGUCAUCAAAAGCAAAAUGGAUCAUGUAACAUUACACCAAAUGUUAAAGAAAAUAUUGAAUCAUCGCUUUCUUAA